UAAUGGAUGCGCUAACGUCGCGAGCCGUUUUAAUAUGCGGUGGUGAAUUGAAACAGCUUUGCUCCCACGUAUCUGUGUUACAUCGGCAUUAACACUUGCGUUACGUCCAGCGACGGCGUUAUUUGGACGCAAACAUGGCGACGCUUGUGUGAGGGGGCUCGAGCUGUUCCAUGGAAUCGACUGCUCCUCCUGCUAAACCCGUUAAGGUCACUGGAAUCCCUUAAUAUGAGUGAUGACAAACCUUUCCAAUGCACUGCUCCUGGCUGUGGACAGAGAUUUACAAAUGAAGACCACUUGGCUGUCCACAAACACAAGCAUGAGAUGACACUGAAGUUUGGUCCGGCAAGGAAUGAAAGUGUCAUCAUUGCUGACCAAACUCCCACUCCGACCCGCUUCUUGAAGAACUGCGAGGAGGUCGGACUCUUUAAUGAGCUCGCCAGCCCGUUUGACCAUGACUUUAAGAAAGUGGCGGAAGAUGACAUCAAAAAGCUACCACUGGACUUGUCGCCUCUAGCAACACCCGUCAUACGCAACAAAAUUGAGGAGCCUGCUGCAAUGGAAGCUCACAGAGAGAGUCCUCUGCCUCACCCAGAGUCCACGACCAGCGAUGACAAGGACUUAUCUUUGCAGCCAGCCUCACUGCCAACAUCCACUAUAGUCCAUCCUGCAUCCCUCCAAGUUCCCAAUGUACUCCUAGCAACUACAGAGGCAAAUGUUGUAAUACAGCCAGCCCUUCCAUCGCCAACAUCUAGCUCUGUUAUUACCCAAGUCCCAUCCACUAAUAGACCUCUAGUACCAGUGUCGGGUACCUUCCCCGUGCUCCUGCAGCUGCCUAACGGUCAGACCAUGCCGGUGGCCAUACCUGCAUCCAUCACAAGCUCCAGUGUGCAUAUUCCAACUACAAUCCCACUUGUCAGACCCGUCACCGUAGUGCCUAACGUCCCCGGGAUCCCCGGACCUCCUUCGCCACAGACGCAGCCGCAGCCGACCCAAUCAGAAGCCAAACUGGCCGUGAACACCACCCUGCACCAGCCGCCUCCUCAGGUAACCAACGGCUGCGACGUCGAAGUCCAGAGCAGCGCGGUGACGCAUACUGCCGCUCCUCCUUCUCCGGCCCCGACGUUAAACCUGGCUCCGGCCACGCCCCAGAAUCUGACUCCCGCUCACCUGCCCGCACCUGAGGAACCGUCGCUGCAGCAACCGGCCACCUCCACCACGGAGACGCCGGCCUCCCCAGUGCCACCUGUUCAAAAUCCACCCAGCACCGGGGGUCGACGGCGCAGAACCACAAGUGAAGACCCAGACGAGAAGCGCCGCAAGUUUCUAGAGCGUAACAGGGCUGCGGCUUCUCGGUGUCGGCAGAAGAGGAAAGUGUGGGUCCAGUCUCUGGAGAAGAAGGCCGAGGACCUCAACUCGGUGAACGGACAGCUGCAGAGUGAAGUGGCCCUGCUGAGAAACGAAGUGGCUCAGCUGAAGCAGCUCCUCCUGGCUCAUAAAGAUUGUCCCGUAACAGCCAUGCAGAAGAAGUCCGGCUAUCACAUUUCCGACAAGGAGGAGAGCUGCGAGGAGAUGUCGGUGCCCAGCAGCCCUCAGAGCGAGGCCAUCCAGCACAGCUCCAUCAGCACCUCCAACGGCGCCGCCCCCGCCGCCUCCACCCAGAGCACAGAGGAGGCUCUGCCACCAGGGGGCGUCACUCAGUCGCAGCCUCUAGGGAGUUGAUCAGCCGAGACCGAGGCCAACAGAAGCGUCCUUGAAGGAAGAGAUGAUCCAUCCUACUUGAUUUUAAGAAGGAAAGGAUGCGUCCUUUAUGACCUUUAUUUUGAAAAGACACUGCUGCAGUUAGCUUCCUUUUAAAAAAGCCUUCGUCAUAAAAGCCUUCUCAGAAUGUGUCCUGAUCGGACGCAUCCUUCAGCGGGGCUUUCUUUAAGGAAGCAUCCUUCCGGAAGCGCAAUCUGCAUUUAAGUCUGUCACUAGUUUUUCUUCAGGAAGCUUCCUUCAAGGACACGGCUUUUUGGUCAGAACAAAGUACAAGUACACAAUAUCUGAGGUACACUGAAGCGACACGUUUCCACAGAGUGGUUGGAAGGAUGAUCUUUGAGUCGAUUCUUAGUGUUAAGAUUUGUUUUGUUGGUGUGUCUAAAAAUGCAAAAUCUCUCUUGUGGAGUGGAAGAGAAGAGAGCCAGCACUUUAGGUGUAAUAUAAAGAUGUAAUUCUUUCUUAUUUAUUCGUUUGAUUGUUAAUAGAUGAAUCGGGAUCAUACCAAAGUGUGUCGCGGCUCACACGUGAAGCUCAGUCGCAGCUAUGACUCUCCUGUCUUAGUGGGAACAAAUGGGGUUUUAGACGUCACAAUAGUUGCGGCAGCUUUUCAGUAUCGCCUCCUUCUUUAGUGCCGCCGCCGAUUCAUACAGUCUGAAUGUCUGAGCUUUACCUCAUCUGUAAAAUAGGCGCCGGUGUGCGACUCAUGACAUUCCACCUGAUUGUUUCACACGCUUUGAUUGUUCAGUUCCUGUCGGCUUGUUUCAGUGCCAUGAAUGUUUUUGUGUCAACUUUACGCAGCGAUCGAGACCAAGGUCUGACCCGUCCUGAGAUGGCGCGAUCAUCAGUGCAGCGGUUUCCAUGUGCUGCUGUAGAGGAGCAGCGACAGUGCUGUGACUUUGUAGUUGAUGUACUUCUCUAGUCAGGAUUCUCUCCAUCGGUUAUUAGUUUUAAAAUCAAAUGUAGAGGGGAAAAAAAGGUGACUGAAGUCGUCUCCAGCGCAACGCGAUCAAUGUAAAGUUUUGAACAUCCUCGGUAGAACUUGCCUUUUCUUCAGUACUGGCUUACUACUGUGUAGUUAUACAAGCUCCCAACUUUCAUCUCUUUCUUGUGCUCUCUGCAUGAAGUAUUGGAUUCUCUGAGAGAAUUUAUUUGAUAAGAUAAAUGUUGUUUCUACUUCAGUUGUAGCUUGGUGAUUUGUUUUUACCGGAACUGCAAAAAAAAGAAAAAAAAAACAUCCAGGUUGAUCUUGUGUCGAAUGUGUAACUUGUAACUUGUGGAAGUUGUGGAUCAAGUUUGAAUUGAUAAGUCGUUGUAAUAAACCUUUUAUUAUCUCUUUAA
Molecule: messenger RNA, 3096 nt
Organism: Synchiropus splendidus (mandarinfish)
Lineage: Eukaryota; Metazoa; Chordata; Actinopteri; Syngnathiformes; Callionymidae
Gene: atf2
Product: activating transcription factor 2
Exons: 12
Coding region: 226-1719 (497 amino acids)
Biological process (GO): regulation of transcription by RNA polymerase II
Molecular function (GO): DNA-binding transcription factor activity, RNA polymerase II-specific; cAMP response element binding
Source: RefSeq, a predicted model, not a curated record